Molecule: messenger RNA, 1220 nt
Organism: Gasterosteus aculeatus aculeatus (three-spined stickleback)
Lineage: Eukaryota; Metazoa; Chordata; Actinopteri; Perciformes; Gasterosteidae
Gene: hlfa
Product: HLF transcription factor, PAR bZIP family member a
Biological process (GO): regulation of transcription by RNA polymerase II
Cellular component (GO): nucleus
Molecular function (GO): RNA polymerase II cis-regulatory region sequence-specific DNA binding; DNA-binding transcription factor activity, RNA polymerase II-specific
Source: RefSeq, a predicted model, not a curated record
CCCGAGCCUCCCGGCGUUCGUUUUCUUCACCGCCGUCUGCGAGAACCUCCCGAGUGGGAGGGGGUUGGGGAGGGGGGGGCGAGAACCCCAAGAUAGCGAAGGGAUAGCGGGGGUUUUUGUUUUUGUUUUUGUUUUUCUUCCUGUUUUGUUUCCCUCGACGUUGGCAGAGGAAAUUAAUUCCCCGUUUUCUCCCACUGCGCUUUUUCUCGUCGAGACAUCAUGGAGAAAAUGGCCAGACCUCUCGCGAUGAACCCGACCUUCGCGCCGCCGUCUCACGGCGUGCUGAAGUCCCUGCUGGAGAACCCGCUGAAGCUGCCCUUCCACCACGACGGAGGAUUUGUGAAGGACCAGGAGAAGGAGAAGAAGCUGGAGGAUGAGAGCAGCACGGCCAGCCACCCGCAGUCGGCCUUCCUCGGCCCGACGCUGUGGGACAAGACGCUGCCCUACGACGGGGACAACUUCCAGCUGGAGUACAUGGACCUGGAGGAGUUCCUCUCGGAGAACGGCAUCCCCGCCAACGCGGCCCAGGGCGAGCAGGCCCCGCGGGGGGCCGCCACGCCGCCCGCCACCCCGCCGCCGCCGCCGCCGCCCGCCGUGGUGGACCUCAGCAGCCGAGCCACCACCUCGGUGCACGCCGGCAUGGCGCCGCGGACCUGCCUCCGCAGCCCCCCCGCCCCAGCGCUGCCCUCCGCCCGCGACACCCCCAGCCCCAUCGACCCCGAGUCCAUCCAGGUGCCGCUGGCCUACGAGCCCGACCCCCAGGACCUGGCGCUGUCCAGCGUGCCCGGCCAGGAGAUGUUCGACCCCCGCAAACGCAAGUUCUCCGCUGAGGAGCUGAAGCCGCAGCCCAUGAUCAAGAAAGCCCGCAAGGUGUUCAUCCCAGAGGACCUGAAGGACGACAGGUACUGGGCGCGGCGCAGGAAGAACAACGUGGCGGCGAAGCGUUCCCGGGACGCCCGGCGCCUGAAGGAGAACCAGAUCGCCAUCCGGGCCAGCUUCCUGGAGAAGGAGAACGGCGCCCUGCGCAUGGAGGUGGCCGAGGUCAGGAAGGAGCUCGGCCGCUGCAAGAACAUUGUGGCAAAGUACGAGGCCCGGCACGGGCCCCUGUGAGGGGCCCCCCCACCCCAAAGGAAACAACCCAACCACCCCCCCUGUUCUCCCUCAGCCCUCCCUCUCGUUUGAAGGACAACGUGUCUCUUUUUGGUGGAACUGAACCUCCA